UUGGUACGGUCGGCUGCGAUUCAGGAGGACUCGAUAUAAUACUCCCGUACUAUCCCUAACAACCAUAUUAAGUAGUCGAAUUGACAUCAUCCAUAUUAAGUAUCUCCCAUAGCUCUUCCUCGUAAACAGAAGCACCAAGUAAAGAUGCCGGACAAAAUGAAAGCGUUGUCGUACGAGGGUCCUUUCAAAGUGUCCGUCAGGGAGGUCGAGCGUCCCAAACUCGAGCACCCGGAUGAUGUCGUUAUCAAAGUAACGACGGCAGCAAUUUGUGGCAGCGAUCUCCACAUGUACGAAGGUCGUACUGCAGCCGAGAACGGUAUCGUGUUCGGUCAUGAGAACAUGGGCAUCGUUGAGGAGAUUGGGACCGGCGUGACCCUCCUAAAGAAAGGAGAUCGCGUUGUACUUCCGUUCAAUGUUGCUGAUGGUCGAUGUUCUAAUUGUGAGCGCGGCUACACAGCUUUCUGUACUGGAGUAAACCCAGGUUUUGCGGGUGGUGCUUACGGAUAUGUCGCUAUGGGACCCUAUCAAGGCGGACAAGCACAGUACCUGCGAGUGCCAUAUGCUGAUUUCAAUGCUCUUGUACUGCCACCUGGUAAGGAACACGAGGCAGACUUUGCGCUACUGGCUGAUAUCUUCCCCACUGGAUGGCAUGGUCUGGAGCUGGCGGGCUUUAAACCUGGUGAAUCAGUCGCUGUAUGGGGAGCUGGACCGGUUGGAUUGAUGGCGGCGUACAGCGCACUUAUUCGUGGUGCAUGCAGAGUAUACGUGGUCGACCAAGUUGACGCAAGACUACAAGCGGCUGAAAAGAUAGGAUGUACCCCUAUCAACUUUCGCAAGGGUGAUCCAGUGGAGCAGAUCAUACAGGCUAACGAUGGUAUGGUUGACAGAGCUGUGGAUGCGGUAGGCUACCAAGCAGUCGAUGCUUCAGGCAGCAAGGAGAAGCCUAACAUCGUGCUCGAUCAACUGAUCAUGGUGACAAGGCCUACUGGAGGACUUGGAAUUCCCGGUCUGUACGUCCCAGCUGACCCUGGGGCUCCUGAUGCACAGAGUGGAAAGGGCCAGAUUCUUUUGUCCUUUGGUAAAUUGUUCGAAAAGGGACUUUCACUUGGAACUGGGCAAUGUAACGUCAAGAAGUACAAUCGCUACCUUCGAGAUCUGAUCGUCUCUGGACGUGCGAAACCUUCCUUUGUCGUAUCGCAUGAGGUUGGAAUUGAGGACGCUCCAACAGCUUACGAGAAGUUCGACAAACGAGUCGAAGGGUAUACCAAGGUCCUCAUACACCCCAAUGGAGGGUUUUAACAAACAUAUUGGUGGUGAUAAGGAUGCUCGUACGUAACAUGUGGAUAUGUAUCAUUACUUUGAGUCCUAAGUGAGUACUGUGAUGUCCCACUGCGUCAUUGGUCUUGUUUGCGCCCGCUGGGACGUCCGAGAUGCAUAUCUUAAUGGGUUAUACCGGACAAAAUACAAAUACUGAUCGUAGCAGUUGU
This is a messenger RNA of Pseudovirgaria hyperparasitica, 1487 nucleotides long. RefSeq names its product GroES-like protein. Bases 145 to 1299 code for a protein of 384 amino acids. Lineage: Eukaryota; Fungi; Ascomycota; Dothideomycetes; Acrospermales; Acrospermaceae. The transcript has 3 exons. The record is from RefSeq and is a predicted model, not a curated record. Gene Ontology annotation, molecular function: zinc ion binding; oxidoreductase activity.